Ctenopharyngodon idella (grass carp) is the source of this 1452-nucleotide messenger RNA. It is a transcript of the gene mtpn, whose product is annotated as myotrophin. The transcript is spliced from 5 exons. The record is from RefSeq and is a predicted model, not a curated record. Gene Ontology annotation, cellular component: cytoplasm; nucleus. Gene Ontology annotation, biological process: regulation of barbed-end actin filament capping. Bases 164 to 520 code for a protein of 118 amino acids. NCBI's taxonomy places the organism in Eukaryota, Metazoa, Chordata, Actinopteri, Cypriniformes, Xenocyprididae. Gene Ontology annotation, molecular function: protein binding.
AGAUGGUGGUGGGUGCGGACGGGGACUCUUAUUCUGAAGUUGUCUCUGGGCGCUAGUCUGAUAGCGGAAGUUCGUGCCUCUGGAAGCUGCAGUUCAGGCGGAUCCCGUCAGUGUCUAUCACAAACUUUCUGUCAAACCCGAAAAACACACGCUAUCCGGUGAAAUGGGGGAUAAGGAGUUGAUGUGGGCCCUGAAAAACGGAGAUCUGGAUGAGGUGAAGACUCUCCUGGUUAAGGCGGAGGAUGUGAACCGGACUCUGGAGGGAGGCAGGAAGCCGCUUCACUACGCUGCAGACUGCGGUCACGCCGACAUGCUGGAGUUUCUGCUGUCUAAAGGAGCCGAUGUGAACGCUCCAGAUAAACACGGCAUCACCCCUCUGCUGUCCGCCACUUAUGAGGGUCACAUGAGCUGCGUCAAGAUUCUUCUAGAAAAGGGUGCUGAUAAGGAACGGAAGGGUCCAGAUGGUCUCAGUGCGUUCGAGGCGGCCGAGAGUGAGGCCAUCAAAGCUCUACUGAAGUGAGUCGGACGCUGCCGGCAGCGGAGAGGUUCUGACCACAACCACUGGAUCCCGCAAACACACACACACAGACACACACACACCUCUCUGUCUCUGCCCGCUGGCUGCAUCAGCUCCUCUAGGUUUCCUUUUGUUUUGUUUUUCUUCAUGACCUUUUUUAUUUUAUUUUAGGGGAGGUGCCUGAUUUUCCCCUUUAGUUUAUCCAGCGUCAGCCAUUGGCUGAUGGACCUGUCACUCAUGCCUAUGGACCAAUGGGAACGCCUGUCUAACACCACUAAACACGGACUUUAGAGUUCAGACUACAGCGUGCAGACUCUGCGAGCGAGUGUAUGAUGAUGAUGAUGUGUACAUUAAUUUUUCAGACUGUUGCGAUUGCAAUUAGAAACAAAUGGUUUGUAUAGUUAAUAGGGCUCUGAAAACGCUGGAAAAAUGCUAGCUGAUGAAUUUACCUGCACUCCAGCCCCACGUUUCCCCUCCUUCAGCUCAACGACAUUCCCGCAGCUGUCGCAUUAGCUGUUUAAAGAACAAAUAUUACACUUCAGAUGCUUGAAUCAUUCUGCUGAUGCGCACAUUUUGCUUUUGUGCCCCUUUGAAUUUGUGUUGUUGUGGCAAAAAUAAAUGAAUUCUCAGCUGCUGUGUGCUUGUAGUGUUAAACAGGACUGUUCAGAUGAGGGACGUCUGUCUCUCUCUCUCUGUCUCCAGCAGGACGUGUCUCACUCCGCUCUCAUGCCGAGAUGUCGCCCUCUCCAGAUUAUCUCACUCUUUUAGGCCGUCUCUCUCUCUCUCUCUCUCUCUGCAUGAUGGUGUUUUAGCUUUUGAAGACAGUCUUAAACAAAAAUGCACAUUGAUUAGCAAAUGAACACUUCAAAGAUCCAUAUCUGGCAUUGUUGUGAAAAAGUCCGUUUGAAAACAAAAAAUAAAACUAUUUCAAAUGA